UCCUCCUCCUCUGCUCGUCACUUCAGCAAUGGACUCGGGGGGAGCAGCAGCAAAACCAUGGACCCCGAAGUUAACGCUUGAAAAUUACCUUCUUUUGGAGCAUCUGGACGUCAUCGCUCCUUCUAUUCUUCAAAAGAUAAUCAGAAUGCAUGGAUUCAAUAGCAGCAAAGUUCCAAAGAUAGAUUUGAUGGAUGCUGUGAGGUCAAUCAACCUCAUGGAUGCACAACACUCGACCCUACAAAAUGAUGGCGUUUCUUCGCAUGCGUUCCUAAGUUUGAAAGAUGUAAUCAACGACCUCUCGGGACUCCGCUGGCAAGAAUGCUGCAUCACUUCUCUUCAAACUAUAAACUCUGUGAUCGGUUUUAGCACUGGAGUUGACACCUCAAUACCACAACCUUUGAGAUCGAACGGCAACUUGGCUUCCGGCUGGAAGGACAUCGAAGAUGAGGCUGCAGCCUCCUCAAUUGUGACUGACAGUGGUGCUGUUGGAGGAUCAACAUCAAUGAAGGUUCCUGAGGAUUCUGAAGGAUUGAAAACCCAGGCCCAUGCGUUGAAGAGAAGUAAGCUCGCAUCUCUUCCUGUCUAAUUGUUGUCUAGGGAGCUUCAAGUUUUAACCGCUUAAAAAUAGUUUUUAACGUUACAUAUGGUGACAGUAUGAAAUAACCAAACCAUAUACAAUUGAUAGUCACACUAGUGAAGCAUAACCGAGUCUUUCUACCUUUAAGACAUAUGAAUGGUCUGCUAGUAUGUUACCCGCAUGCCAUACUUUUGGAUGGGAUA
Messenger RNA from Cynara cardunculus var. scolymus (artichoke), 780 nucleotides. RefSeq lists its product as uncharacterized. Bases 29 to 586 code for a protein of 185 amino acids. The record is from RefSeq and is a predicted model, not a curated record. The transcript is spliced from 4 exons. Lineage: Eukaryota; Viridiplantae; Streptophyta; Magnoliopsida; Asterales; Asteraceae.